This is a messenger RNA of Prionailurus viverrinus (fishing cat), 2334 nucleotides long. RefSeq names its product zinc finger protein OZF-like. Lineage: Eukaryota; Metazoa; Chordata; Mammalia; Carnivora; Felidae. Gene Ontology annotation, biological process: regulation of DNA-templated transcription. The transcript is spliced from 6 exons. The record is from RefSeq and is a predicted model, not a curated record.
GUGGGAGGGGGUGGCCUUGUCGGUCAGCUGAGGUCCCCGCAGGAGAGGCUGGGAGUUGAGGGGUCCGGUUCACAGAAAACGAGGUUUCAGUCACUGGCUGCGGUAUUGGGAGCAAGGGCAUCAUGUUUGAUCAGCGAUUGAGCAUCUCUAGCGGAUAAAUAUCUAAUUAUAGAUUUAUGGGACCAAAGGAGGAGGAGAAACUUUUCAAAUGUAUAAAGGAAUACACAUUCACAAAGAUAUCUGUGCCUUCUGAAGAGCAACAGAAAAUGACCAAGUCUCAGAUUGAACAGGAACGUCCUGUACAGAGAUUUGUGUCAUUCAAGGAUGUGACUGUGGACUUCACUUGGGAGGAGUGGCAGCAGCUGGAUUCUGCUCAAAGAAACCUGUACAGGGAUGUGAUGCUGGAGAACUAUAGCAACCUUGUCUCAGUGGGGUAUCAGUAUCUGAAGUCAGAUGUAGUCUUAUUGAAGCAAGGAGAACCAUGGAUGGAGGGGGGAGAAAUCUCAAAUUGGGCCUAUCCAGACUUUGAAACUGGAAUGAAAGAAUUAACAACACAGAAGAGCAUUUCUGAAGAAGUGGUACUCCAUAACAUGAUUGUAUACUCAACCUUUGGAGACUGGAAACUUGAAGAUGAGAUAAAUCACCAGGAAAACCAGGACAAUUUUUUGAACCAAGUUGCAUUCAUUAACAACAAGCCCCUGACUGAAGAGAUAGAUUGUGAAUGUAACAGUGCACUGGGGAAAGGAAUUCAUCUGAACAGAACAUCUAGUGAACGCAACAGAGCCUUCAUGCAAAAGCCACACCUUUUUGCACAGCCGAAAAUUCUAACCAGUGAGAAAUUAUAUAAAUGUGUUCAGUGUGGGAAAGCCUUCAGUGGAAAGUCGGGACUUAUUGUACAUCAGAGAAUUCAUACUGGAGAGAAACCAUACAAAUGUAAUGAAUGUGAAAAAGCCUUUAUUCAGAAGUCACAACUCACUGUACAUUAGAGAACUCAUACAGGAGAGAAACCCUAUGAAUGUAAUGAAUGUGGGAAAGCAUUCAUCCAGAAGUCAAACCUCAUUAUUCAUCAGAGGAUUCACACAGGGGAAAAACCAUAUGAAUGCAAUAAAUGUGGGAAAGCUUUCAUUAAGAAAUCAACACUUAGUGUUCAUCAAAGAGCUCAUACUGGGGAGAAACCAUAUGAAUGUAGUGACUGUGGGAAAGCCUUCAUCUGGCAGUCACAGCUCAUUGUACAUCAGAGAAUUCAUACUGGGGAGAAACCCCAUGGAUGUAAUGAAUGUGGAAAAGCCUUCAACAGGAAGUCAGAACUAAGUGUACAUCACAGAAUUCACACUGGGGAGAAACCCUUUGAGUGUAAUGAAUGUAAAAAAGCCUUCAUUCAAAAGUCAGAUCUCAUUGUACAUCAGAGAACUCACACUGGGGACAAAAGGUAUCAAUGCAAUGAUUGUGGGAAAGCCUUCAUCCGGAGCUCACAGUUCAUUGAACAUCAGAGAAUUCAUACUGGGGAGAAACCCUAUGAAUGCAGUGAAUGCAGAAAAGCUUUUAUCCAGAAAUCACAACUCAUUGUGCAUCAAAGAAUCCAUACUGGGAUGAAGCCAUAUGAAUGCAUUGAGUGUGGAAAAGCCUUUAGUAAGAAGUCACACCUCACUGUGCAUCAUAGAAUACAUACUGGAGAAAAACCCUAUGAAUGUAGUAAUUGUAGAAAAGCUUUCAGCAAGAAAUCUACUCUCAUUGUUCAUCAGAGAAUUCAUAUUGAACACAAAUCCUUUUAAUGGAAUGAGAAAACUUUGAUUCAGCAAUCAAAGUUUCAUCACACAUCAUAGAAUUCAUUAAGCCUAAAAAUUCUAUGAAUGUACUAAACUUGAGAAGCCUUCAACAAUAGCUCCCAAACUAUUAAGCACCAAAAAUAAAUACCAAGAAACAACUUUGAGAAAUCAUGUUUCCAAAAAAAAAAUUACAUUGGACAUCUUGGUUCAGGCCUAAUACUAAAAGUUUUUUUUAAGUAUGAUAGAAAAAUCUCAACCACAUGUGAUUGACUUGUUCACUGUGUAGUACAAAUUUUUUAAAUGAGUGAGUAUAGUUGGCAUUUGAGCAACAUGGGUUAGGGGCACCAUUGCCCUAUGCAGUUGAAAAUUCAUGUUUAACUUAACUCUCCAAAAACUUAACUAAUAAAUGGCCUCCUACUAUUGACUGGAAACCUUACUGGUAACAUAACCAUUGAUUAACACGUUUUUAUAUUAUAUGUAUUGUAUAUUGUAUUCUUACAAUUAAGUAAGCUAUAAAAAAGAAAAUGUUAUUAAGAAGUCAUAAGGGGGUGCCUAUGGGUCUCAGUCA